Messenger RNA from Camellia sinensis, 1004 nucleotides. Lineage: Eukaryota; Viridiplantae; Streptophyta; Magnoliopsida; Ericales; Theaceae. The record is from RefSeq and is a predicted model, not a curated record.
AAACCCUAAUUUUAUUUCUUAGUUCACUUCGAACGAGUAUCAUCAUCACCAUCGUCUCUAUUUCGUAGAAUGCCUCAAAGUUCAUCGGCGAAAAAACACGGUUCAGAGCAGCCGGACGUUGCUGGUCCCACCCCAAAAUCACUGCGCACCAAAAUGAUGAAAUCUACAGAUGAUUCUGAGAAGAAGAGCUUGAAGAAACAGCUCAAAGAUGUUGAAAUUAGCGUUCCUGUAGUGUACGGUAGCGCUGCAUUCUGGCUAGGUAAAAAGGCAAGCGAGUUCCAGUCUCAUAAGUGGACUGUUUAUGUUCGCGGCGCAACGAAUGAGGAUCUUGGUGUGGUGGUUAAGCGUGCUGUCUUUCAAUUACAUGCCAGUUUCAAUAAUCCAACGAGGGUUAUGGAGUCCCCACCGUUUGAGUUGUCUGAGUCUGGAUGGGGUGAAUUUGAAAUCGCCAUCACCCUUCAUUUCCACAGUGAUGUUUGUGAUAAGCCGUUGCACUUGUGAGUUGCUUUGCUCAUUACAUGGUUCUGGUUUGUGCUGCACUUGCUUGGCAACCAUGUGCUUGCCAAUUUUGUUUUUAGUAUUUUUUGGAGUUUUGAAAGUAUGCUACAACCACUGUGUGACAAAAUAUUGGAUGAACUUUCUGACUUGGAAAUUUUCACUGUGAAUGAAGUCGUGUUUGAAUAAACUGGUCUUGAAAUUUUCACUGUGAAUAUAAUUGUGCUUGAACCAAUCUUCUGGUUUGGUAACAUGAUUCAAGGUCAUGGUGUUGAUGUUAUCUCAAAUUUGACGCAUUCACAAUCUUGCAUCACAGUGUCGGGUGAUGCACGAUGAUUUGCCAGAUUCAAGAAUAAAAAAUUAUUGGAAUUUUUUGUAAAAGUGCAAUCAACACAAUGUGGCCAUAGGAUUAGUAGAUAUUGUCUAGAACUUCAAUGUAAAUGUUACCGAGUUUAGUUUACUUUAAAUAGUUGUAUAAUGCAUACUCAACUCGAUCUAGAAUUAGUCUU